Molecule: messenger RNA, 1362 nt
Organism: Eubalaena glacialis (North Atlantic right whale)
Lineage: Eukaryota; Metazoa; Chordata; Mammalia; Artiodactyla; Balaenidae
Gene: LSMEM2
Product: leucine rich single-pass membrane protein 2
Exons: 5
Coding region: 49-720 (223 amino acids)
Source: RefSeq, a predicted model, not a curated record
AUAAAGGUGAGGAUAUUGUGAUGAUUGGACUUGCAAAAACUACAGGAUAUGAGGGUUGAACCUCUAUCACUCUCAGAAAUCUCCUGUCCAGGAGAGCCUGCUGGACCAAGAUCUGCACUGCUUGAGGCGAGCCUCUCCCACCUCUGUUUGUCAUCCAUCAAGCCCAGGUUGGGAGGCGGCCAGGCCUUCCCCAGGAUCUCAGCGGAGCCACUGCUGCCUCUAUCUAGUCCUGGUACUAGGCACUCCCAUCGACCCCCUGCCUGCCCAACACCCACCAUGCCAGAAGAGGCCCAAGAAGACACCGUGGCACCGACAAGGAGCAGGGCACCACUGGCUCCUAAUCAUGUGCAGGAGGUUCGCCUACACCGGGUGGAGUCCAUCAGCGAUCUGCACAGUGGAGGUUCACUGUGGCCCUACCUGGCCGAGGAGGCGCAGCCAUGGGAUGAGCUGCUGGGCAUCCUGCCUCCAUCGAUGUGCGCCCAGACCGGCUGCAGCCCCGCGCACAGCCGCGGCAGCUUCCUGCUGCUGCUGGCACUGCUGGUGCUCACCUGCCUGGUGCUGGCUGUCCUGGCUGUCUACCUGAGUGUGCUGCAGAGCGAAUCCCUACGCGUGCUGGCGCACACACUGCGAACGCAGGAGGAAAUGCUGCUCAAACUCCGGCUCGCCAGCCUCAGCCAGCUGCGGAGGCUCAACUCAAGUGAGGCCCGAGCACCCAGUUGAGAUGCCACUUGGACCUGGGGCCUGGGGGUAUGUGUAGGGGGGAAUAAAGUGGCCGUUGGUAGCUUUCCCCUCUCCCACUACUGCUGCACAUUACUUCCUUGGUGAGGUUUUCGUAUAAGAGCCUGAUCUGACCCCGCAGCUGCCUGCCUUUCUUGCCUUCUCCAGAUAGCAGGUUCAGAAGUCUAAAAAUAGCUGCCCACCCAAACUCUGCCAGGCCUCCCAGUUGGGGGGGUCCAGCCUCAGCUCUCAAAACACAGGCUGGGCUCUGAGUAGGGGGAGGAGGGCCCCUGGGGAGAGAUUAUUUUGGAGGGCAAAGGUGAGAUGGAGAUAGGGAGGCCCAGCUGGGCCCAAGCCUGGGUUGGUGGAUAGGGAGGGCAGGCAGAAACACCCAGAAGCCAGGGCCACAGAAGGCUGCACAUUGUUUAAUUAUCUCUAAAAUCUUUAAAACUCAGCAUAUAAACCCACUCCAGGUAGCCUCACCUCCCCACAUGUUGUAGUGGCAGUUGUCCAGAUACUAUCACCACCCCCGCCCCGAAAGUGGGUCAUCCCAGGGGAGCAAGGCCUGAGAAAGGGCAGGAAGUGGCCACAGGGCUGGUGCAGGGGCAAAGCACGAAGGUCCCAAGUGGCCUGGCCUCCAGCCAC